Ogataea parapolymorpha DL-1 is the source of this 402-nucleotide messenger RNA. RefSeq lists its product as uncharacterized. The coding region runs from base 1 to 402 and encodes 133 amino acids. The transcript has a single exon. The record is from RefSeq and is a predicted model, not a curated record. Lineage: Eukaryota; Fungi; Ascomycota; Pichiomycetes; Pichiales; Pichiaceae.
AUGAUGGAGUCUAGUUUUCGCCACUAUUCGCGCUAUGACCCCUUCAGCACCAGCAUCAAGGACCUAGAGCAGAUAUUCAACUUCAGAAUCCAACUCUUUGACACCCGCAAAUCGUUGGGGAAUGAACUCGACUCCGACCUCAACGUGUGGCUCAAAAAAGCCCAUUCCGCGGGCAAAAGCAAAAAUCAGUCUCCGCCAGCUCCAGAGUCCUCCAAACGACGGAGACUCGACACUGCCUCGUCCACGUGCACAUUUCUGGACGACUUCGAGCUCUUCCGAUACAGGGACGAAAUCCAGGAAUUACGGGAAGAAGUGAUUUCCGUGCAUUAUCAACAGUACAUCGGGCUCCAAACAAAGCCUGCCUCGCACAAAAACCAUCACGAAGGUAUGACGAAAGCAUAG